Aspergillus uvarum CBS 121591 is the source of this 918-nucleotide messenger RNA. RefSeq lists its product as uncharacterized. The transcript is spliced from 2 exons. The annotation marks the transcript as partial. Lineage: Eukaryota; Fungi; Ascomycota; Eurotiomycetes; Eurotiales; Aspergillaceae. The record is from RefSeq and is a predicted model, not a curated record.
AAACUCCAGGCUAUGGUGAUUGCCAGGCAGGAGUCCGCUCUCGAAUCCCUAAAUGCAGGAAAAGGCCCGGCACCGAUGGAUGACCAUGAUGUUGAAAGUGCUCUGAUCAGACUGCAAGAGAGCAUCCGCUCCUGGGCCAGAAAGUAUGCAAUGCCAAGUGUGGAAAAGCUAGAAGGCGUGUUGGAAUCAGACCUAGAUCUGGUUGUUGACGACCUAGGUGACUACUGCAGCGAAGUCACAUGGUCUUCCUUGGUCAGCAAGUUGCCUAUCUCAGUUGACAAGAUUCCAGCAAUUCUAGUGCAAGCCGCAUUAGCCAACGUCGUGUUUGAAUGGAUAUUCGGGGACCCGUUUGUUCUCUUCAGGCAAAUCGAACAUGCUAAUUCUAACUCCCUGUGUGGCGGUUUGACCAAGAUUUAUGAUCAAAUGAAACUAGUAGUCGACGAGGUGGAAAGCCAUGCUUGGCGCUCGCAGAUGUUGCGAGUGCUCUGCGUAACUUCGGACCAAGGCGCGCAGUCAUUCCUACACGGCCAAGUUGAGAGUUUCAGUAGUGAACUCGCACAGUACUUCUUAGACAGUCCUGCUCGUGCUCUACUAGAACGGCCCGGGAGUCCUCUUGCGCUUGACCAUCGUGAGAAGGAACUUGAGAAUGUGCUUUCAGGAGCAGCUAAUCUGGCUCUAUCUCUCUGGACCCAGCGCACAAACAUGAUCUGUUACAAUCUCUACCAGUUACAGAACUUCUGGAACGGAGAUCCCAUUGCUGAAGCGCAUCGUCUUCACCAUCUGGAUGACGACGAUAAACGCCUGGAUGGCACUAAUAUCGUGCUAUUUGUGCAGCCUGCUGUAGUAGCCUUUGGGUCUGUGCAUGGCGAGCAUUACGAUGAGUCAAAGGUAUGGGCUGCAGCAACUGUGUUAGUCGAU